UGCAGCUGCUGUACGUACACAUGGAUAACACUGAAAUAGUUAGCUUCAUCUAGAGGAUUUCAAAAGUUUUAAAGGAUAUAACAUCCCUCUGUCGUUUGAAAGCACUUUCUCGUUUCCAGCGCGGAUUCGCUGAAGCAUGUCUGUGUUUGGAGGAGUGUUCCGUCAGUCCUCGGCUCGACUCUUCAGCACAGUGUUGUUGCUGUCUCACGCAGGCACGUGCGCUAGAACACGAAUGCACGCGGUUCCCAAACUGAGAGAGCUGGACCGAUGGACGGAGAAGAGAGGCGUGUUUGGGGUCUAUGACAACAUCGGGAUCUUGGGAGAUUUUAAAGCUCAUCCAAAAGACCUGAUCCGGGGACCGGUGUGGCUCCGAGGCUUCAGCGGAAACGAGCUCCAGCGGCUCAUCAGGAAGAAGCGGAUGGUGGGAGGGCGAAUGCUGACCGAGGACAAGCACAGCCUGGAUAAGAGGAUCAGCUUCCUGUACCGCCGCUUCAACAGAUACGGCAAACACCGAUAGAUUCUGCCUUCAUUUGUGCAAAAAGCAAGCUGCAUUUCCAUUCAUUAAACUGUCAAAAUU
Molecule: messenger RNA, 577 nt
Organism: Sinocyclocheilus grahami
Lineage: Eukaryota; Metazoa; Chordata; Actinopteri; Cypriniformes; Cyprinidae
Product: 39S ribosomal protein L51, mitochondrial-like
Exons: 4
Coding region: 137-517 (126 amino acids)
Biological process (GO): translation
Cellular component (GO): mitochondrial large ribosomal subunit
Molecular function (GO): structural constituent of ribosome
Source: RefSeq, a predicted model, not a curated record